AUAUGGAUAAUAAAGCAGAUAAACCUUUCUUUUCAGCUAACUUUCAAUGCUGGCAAAACCGUCCCUGAUAGCGGAAAGCAUUACUUUGCAGUUUACUUUAUCAAAGCCCCAGACGAGAAGAAAGCUCCACGAGCAACAUGGGCGGAUCACAAGGGCGAGCCAGAAGGAACGAAACGUCUUUACAUAGACUUCAAAAAAGAAGGCGAAGAAGAAAAGAAAGAGGAAAAGAAAGAGGAGAAGAAAGAGGAAGAAAAGAAGGAAGAAAAGAAGGAGGAGGAAAAGAAAGAGGAGAAAAAGGAAGAGGAGAAGAAGGAGGAGAAGAAGGAAGAAGAGAAGAAAGAGGAUAAGAAGGAUGAGGAAAAGAAGGAGGAGAAGAAGGAUGAGGAGAAGAAAGAGGUAAGCUCGAGUGGAGCUGUAUUACCUCAUCUCCCGGAAGAAGUUUAUAUUAACUCUGUUUCAGGAAGAGAAGAAGUAGACAUCUCCCACCUGAAGUUCUAA
Strongylus vulgaris is the source of this 498-nucleotide messenger RNA. Lineage: Eukaryota; Metazoa; Nematoda; Chromadorea; Rhabditida; Strongylidae. The record is from the annotation of a GenBank genome assembly.